AUGUCUACUGUCCAUGUUAUUGACGUUAAUUCGGGUAAUUUACAGUCUCUAUCCAAUGCAAUUACCUCUCUAGGAUUUAAAGUGGAAUUUAUUACCCAGGGAUCAGAUCCAGCUUUGGAGACAUGUUCAAAAUUGAUUCUUCCAGGUGUCGGUAAUUUUGGCCACUUUGUGUUGCAGCUUCACGAACGUGGCUUUGUGGAACCACUCAAAAAAUACAUUGCCUCGGGGAAACCAAUUAUGGGUAUCUGCGUGGGGUUACAAACACUUUUCCAGGGGAGUGAAGAAAGCGAAGGAGUAGAAGGUUUAAGUUUGCUGCCUGGUUAUUUAGUCAAAUUCGACGUCACUCACAAAAGUGUGCCACAGAUCGGCUGGAACAGUGUUUCUCUCAAAUCACACGAAGAAUCAGCCAAUGCACUUUACGGUAUCUCUGAAGAUAAAAGGUAUUAUUUUGUUCAUUCAUUUGCUGCUGUCCGUACCCCGGAUGAAAUAACAAAACUUUACGAAACAGGCUGGGAUCUUGCAUUAUGCACAUACUUGGAUGAAACUUUUAUUGCAGCGGUUGCUAAGAAUAACAUCUUUGCUACACAGUUCCAUCCAGAAAAAUCAGGUAAAGCCGGCUUAAAGGUCAUUCAAUCUUUCUUAACUACAGAAAAGUAUUCUCAUGUCGAAUUACACAGUGCAAAUGCCGCCAAAACGGAUACAGGCUUAACUAGAAGAAUAGUUGCCUGCUUGGAUGUGCGUACCAACGAUCAUGGUGAUUUAGUUGUUACUAAGGGUGACCAAUAUGAUGUACGUGAAAAAUCAGGGGAUGGUAAUAAUGUCAGAAAUCUUGGUAAGCCUGUGGAAAUGGCUGAAAAGUAUUAUAACCAAGGGGCUGAUGAAGUAACUUUUUUGAAUAUCACAUCCUUCAGAAACUCACCUGUGAAGGAUUUACCAAUGUUGGAGGUUUUAAGACUAGCGGCAAAGACAUGUUUUGUUCCAUUGACUGUGGGUGGCGGUAUAAGAGAUGUGACUGAUCCAGACGGAACUAAACAUUCUGCAUUAGAAGUGGCCUCUUCAUAUUUCCAUGCCGGUGCCGAUAAAGUGUCUAUUGGAUCUGAUGCAGUCCGUGCCGCAGAGGAAUUCUAUGAAAAUGGUAAUAGAGGUUCUGGCAAUUCUCCGAUUGAAACAAUCUCUAAAGCAUAUGGUGUCCAAGCAGUUGUCAUUUCUGUCGAUCCAAAACGUUUCUAUCUUUCUGAUCCCUCCACUUGUAAAUACAAAACUAUUAAAACCUCUAUUCCAGGUCCAAACGGCGAAGAAUACUGCUACUACAAAGUCACUUCACAAGGUGGCCGUCAAAUUCACGAACUGGGUGCAGUUGAAUUGGUAGUCGCCUGUGAAGCAUUGGGCGCCGGUGAGAUUCUGCUUAAUUGUAUUGAUAAGGAUGGUUCCAACAGUGGCUUCGAUUUCGAAUUGAUCAACAUGGUUAAAAGCAGUGUCACCAUUCCUGUCAUUGCUUCUUCUGGUGCAGGUAAUCCACAACAUUUUGUUGAUGUUUUUAAUAACACUAAAACCGAUGCUGCAUUAGGAGCAGGUAUGUUUCACAGGGGAGAAUACAAGGUUAGCGACGUCAAAGAGUUUAUGACUAAACACGGUCUCUAUGUGAGAAAUGACAAUACUGAUCUAUAA
Molecule: messenger RNA, 1668 nt
Organism: Pichia kudriavzevii
Lineage: Eukaryota; Fungi; Ascomycota; Pichiomycetes; Pichiales; Pichiaceae
Exons: 1
Coding region: 1-1668 (555 amino acids)
Biological process (GO): L-histidine biosynthetic process
Molecular function (GO): oxo-acid-lyase activity; imidazoleglycerol-phosphate synthase activity
Source: RefSeq, a predicted model, not a curated record